CUUUUUCGUUCCCUCAUGGACGGAGAAACUACACCAGCAGUUACACCAUUUGAGGAGUUUGAGAGGGUUUUGCAGGAGUUAAACAUGCCGGAUUUCGACCUAGAAACAGGACUAGCCAAAGGGUCGAUGUCUGAGAUGAAUUUGAUAUCAGCUUCUCCAGAAUGGACCUUGGAGAAGUCGUCAUCAGAUUCAACAUUGGACGCAGAAUGGGUGUCCAUUUCAGCUUCAGAGGCAGAUGGUGUAGACGAUGUGUUUUUGGAAACUGAGGUUUUUCAAGCCAAAUCGGAUGCAUUUUCAGCUUUGACCGAUUCAGUAGUCCCAACCGUAGAGGUAGUGGAGUCCUCGUUAGCGUCCAGUGCUGACCUGGAUCCAGUCCCAGAUUUGGUGACUGAGUUAGUACCAAAUACAUCCCUGGAAACAGAAGCGCAUGCUUUAGGCGCAUCAUUGUCAGGUUCCGUUGUUGAAUCGACUGGCCUGACCGAUUCAGAUGGGAUUUACAUGAUUCCAGAUGCAGACUGGACGACAAGCGGAGAUGCUCUUCUUGCAGAUUUGGAGUCCACAACUUCCCAUAUUUGCGAACAAGCUGUGUUUCUCCCAGACGAGACGCCAUAUUCGUGCCCCACAGGAAAUGACUGUUACAAGGAAGUGUUCUCCCCAUCUCGACUGACUUCCCCUUCUGUACAAGCUCUGAAUGGAACUUUGUCAGAAAAACCAGAGUCAAAGCACUCAUCAUCCCAGUCUUUCAGCUCAGUUCAGAAAAGCGUCAGUCCUCCUGUGUCGGAGUCUGACGAAGAGCACGUUUACAGUUUCCCCAACAAACAGAAGACUACUAACUCACCUGCUGCAGUCAUGAGCUCAUCGCUGGGCAGUAAUCUGUCUGAGCUGGACCGACUGUUGCUGGAGCUCAACGCUGUACAGCACAACAUUCCAUCAUUCCCUACUGAAGAAGCGUACACCCCUAAACAAGCCAGCAACACCCAGCGAUAUGUUCCAGAAAAUGGUGUCUCAUCAGUAGUGAAAGUUUCUCCUCCCAAGUUAGAGAAACCCAAACAGCAUGCAGCAGGUCGGGGGAUCGAAGACGUCAGGCCCAGUGUGGAGAGUUUAUUAAAUGAACUGGAGAGCUCCGUUCCAGCCCCUGCGCCUGCUCCAUCAGUGCCCCAAGUUCCUGAGUUUAAAGAAGCUCAGGAUGAUACUCCAGCCCAGCAGCAAGCUAGAAUCUCUGCCUCCUCUGCUACACGAGAGCUUGAUGAACUCAUGGCUUCACUAUCUGACUUCAAAGUUCAGAGCAAUAUUAUGGCUCAGGGCAAAAGUUCCCCCACCAGCGUUUCGAAGCAGGGGAAUAAACUGGACAACAUGCUGGGCAACCUGCAGUCAGACCUCAACCGACUGGGUGUUCAAACUGUAGCCAAAGGAGUUUGUGGAGCUUGCAAGAAACCCAUCGCUGGCCAGUUGGUGACAGCAAUGGGUCGGACGUGGCAUCCAGAACAUUUUGCGUGUACUCACUGUCAGGAGGAAAUAGGCUCCAGAAACUUCUUUGAGCGAGAUGGACACCCGUACUGUGAAAAGGAUUACCACAGCCUCUUCUCUCCACGCUGUUACUACUGCAAUGGACCCAUUCUGGACAGAGUGGUGACCGCAUUAGACAAGACUUGGCAUCCGGAACAUUUCUUUUGUGCCCAGUGCGGGUCAUUCUUUGGCCCUGAGGGUUUCCAUGAGAAGGAGGGAAAGGCGUACUGUAAAAAAGACUACUUUGAUAUGUUUGCCCCUAAAUGUGGUGGCUGUACCCGUGCUAUCCUGGAGAACUACAUCUCUGCCCUCAACUCUCUUUGGCAUCCAGAGUGUUUUGUCUGCAGGGAGUGUUUCAUUCCAUUUGUGAACGGGAGUUUCUUCGAGCACGAAGGGCAGCCGUACUGCGAGGCUCAUUACCAUGAGCGCCGCGGCUCGCUCUGCUCCGGCUGUCAGAAACCCAUUACCGGCCGCUGCAUCACAGCCAUGGGCAAGAAGUUUCACCCCGAGCAUUUCGUCUGCGCCUUCUGCCUUAAACAGCUGAACAAGGGCACGUACAAAGAGCAGAACGACAAACCGUACUGCCAAAGCUGCUAUGUGAAGCUCUUCAGCUAGAAAAUCUGUGCCAAUUUACGAUGGUGUUGCAGUGUGUGUAUGUGCAUGCACGCCAAAAUGAUUCCAAAGGGUUGAUGUUAAAAAAAAAUUCCCACAGUGCCCUCUGGUGCCAUAAUGGGCAUUACACCAGCUUGUUCAUGUGCCAAGCCGCAAAGCACUGUCAAACAAGUGUAGAUCUUCAGGGAGGCCAAAAUGAUUUUUAACAGCCUUUUUAAAACGCUUCCCCUGGAUGUUAUCAAAGACUAAAUAUGAGUGUUUGUGGAGCUAUUUUAGAUAUUAUCGAUUGCAUCGGACAAAUCAACAAGAUCUAUUUUUGUAUUUGUUAUACACACUGAGCUUAACUUAAAUACACAUACACAUGCACCUCUUUGCACAUUUCAGGAGAAAACCUGUUCUUCCUUUUUCACCCUGCUGCUUUCUUGGACAAAAAUGCGCGUUUUGUUUUGCUUCCGUCAUUCGUUGGCUAUGUCAGGUUUUCUAAAAGGUGCAAUUAUUGCUUGGUAUAAAUAAAAUCUUAAAGUUAUAUUAUACUGUAUCAUUUUUUUAAUUUUCAGUACUCAGAUUUUGGAUAGCCUUGGUUUUAUUGUGCAUGUAUUACUUAGUAUAUACACUUUAUAAAGUGUGCUUUUAGUUUCUCUUUUUUUGUUGAUGGUUGUUUCUAUUUUUCUAUUUCAUGGGUGGUUUCAAUUUUCUGUAUGUUUGGAGUGUUAGAUUUUAUUUGAUUCUUGUAUUUAAAAUAAGCCUUCUUAAAGAUACCAGUUAGGGUCCUGUUUAAUUGACUAUGCAGUGUUCUAUAAUGUGCCUAUUGCCACUGGGCAUAUUUAGAGAUUUACAUACUGAUUUUUGUCUUAACUUUUCAUCUCAUAAUAAAAGAGUAUUAUUAAUAAUUUUAUGAUGUGUUCUUACCCCCUUUUCCUUUUUAUCUGGUCCUACUGUAUGCGAGUAAAUAUAUUAAAGUCUUAUGAAUUUUAAUUGAUGGCUUUACUUUAAAAGGUUAUGGCUUUUGUUUAUCUUUUUUAGUAAUUUAAAGAUUUUAUCUUCAUCAGGGUGAUGCCAUAUUUUAUACUUAAUUGACUGAUUAAAUGAAAACAUGGGUCUAAAUGUACUGUACAAGUCAUUUUAUAAACACCAGGAUGUAAAUGGUUGAUUUGUGCACAUUUAAUUUUUCUGCAGCUGCAUUGAAGUCCAUGAAAUGUGAUAUUAUAUCUGUAUAGAACUUAUUCAGCCACGCCGCUUUUCAGCGCUGCAUGCUUCCGUGUUUUGUCUCUUACCUUCCGGUUUGAAUUGAAGCUACUGAGAAAAGCCGAUCGAAAUGGAAUACUUGUGGGAGCACAGAACGUAUUUUUCACCAAGUACUGAUGGUGUGAGUCUGCACCACCCUUUACUAUGUAAAAAUACUCAUGAGAUGUUUUUGCAGUCACUGUAAAUGUUUGUUUCCUAACACUUACGGAGGUAAAUUGGACCUGGCAGAUCACAUUCAUACAGCUAUGACACAAUGCACUUUUUCAUGAUACACGCGUUUAAUAGUCAUCUGUAAUUCUGCUUAAUUUUUUUUAAGUUUCACCUUGUUAAUAAUUUGUUAAUGUGUAGUUAAAGUAAACUUUCAAACAGUGACGGCUCGUAUUAUUUUAUAAGCAUGUUCAUAACAUUUAAGGAAAUUACAUUUGUAUUAUUUAAAAUUAAUUUUUCACCCCACAUUUUUACAAGGAUUAAAUUUGAUUACAGUUGUUGUA
Molecule: messenger RNA, 3854 nt
Organism: Myxocyprinus asiaticus (Chinese sucker)
Lineage: Eukaryota; Metazoa; Chordata; Actinopteri; Cypriniformes; Catostomidae
Product: paxillin-like
Exons: 10
Coding region: 16-2121 (701 amino acids)
Biological process (GO): endothelial cell migration; substrate adhesion-dependent cell spreading; transforming growth factor beta receptor signaling pathway
Source: RefSeq, a predicted model, not a curated record